Podarcis raffonei (Aeolian wall lizard) is the source of this 6153-nucleotide messenger RNA. RefSeq names its product zinc finger protein 845-like. The record is from RefSeq and is a predicted model, not a curated record. The transcript has 11 exons. Gene Ontology annotation, biological process: regulation of transcription by RNA polymerase II. Lineage: Eukaryota; Metazoa; Chordata; Lepidosauria; Squamata; Lacertidae. Bases 367 to 4752 code for a protein of 1461 amino acids. Gene Ontology annotation, molecular function: DNA-binding transcription factor activity; RNA polymerase II cis-regulatory region sequence-specific DNA binding.
GGGGGUAUUGAAAUAACUGGGAGCUUGUGGCCAGGGAGGCUGCAAUGCCAAAGCUCCCAUCUAACAGAGAUAAAAAGAGACGCAAAGGGCAUUACUCUAAUCAUGAUGAUGAUGAUGAUGAUGUUAUAUAUAUCCCACCCAUCUGGCUGGGUUCCCCCAGCCAUUCUAGGUGGCUGGGUUUUCCUUUCACCACAGAAAUAGUGAAAGACUUACACUUCAACAGCUAAAUAUCUGGGGCAGGAAAAGGCUUGCAGGGUCUGUGAAGCUCCUUUGGUUUCUUCUUCCCUCUCAGGAACCUGCAGCUUGUUUUGGCUUCUGAACUCCCUAGGAAGUUUGAAAGAGUCUGAUCCUGCAAAGGUAGCGAGGAUGGAAGGGGGAAGAUGGACGGUUGACUUGGUCAGGCUGCCUCCUGCAUCCCUCCCCAAACCUGUUGAGCAUUCCCUCCCAGGACCCUCAGAGAGAUCUGGAACCUGCAGAUUGUUUUCGCUUGGGAGCUCCUCAGGAAGGAUGAAAGAGUCUGAUUCUGCAAACCUAGCGAGGAUGAAAGGAGGAAGAUGGACGGUUGACUUGGUCAGGCUGCCUCCUGAAUCCCACUCCAAAACUGUUGAGCAUUUCCUCCCAGGGCCCUCAGAGAGAUCUGGAACCUGCAGAUUGUUUUCGCUUGGGAGCUCCUCAGGAAGGAUGAAAGAGUCUGAUAAUGCAAACCUAGCGAGGAUGGAAGGAGGAAGAUGGACGGUUGACUUGGUCAGGCUGCCUCCUGCAUCCCUCCCCAAAACUGUUGAGCAUUCCCUCCUAGGGCCCUCAGAGAGAUCUGGAACCUGCAGCUUGUUUUGGCUUCUGAGCUCCCUAGGAAGUUUGAAAGAGUCUGAUCCUGCAAAGCUAGCGAGGAUGGAAGGGGGAAGAUGGACGGUUGACUUGGUCAGGCUGCCUACUGCAUCCCUCCCCAAACCUGUUGAGCAUUCCCUCCCAGGGCCCUCAGAGAGAUCUGGAACCUGCAGCUCGUUUUCGCUUCUGAGCUCCUCAGGAAGGAUGAAAGAGUCUGAUUCUGCAAACCUAGCUAGAAUGGAAGGAGGAAGAUGGACGGUUGACUUGGUCAGGCUGCCUCCUGCAACCCUCCCCAAAACUGUUGAGCAUUCCCUCCUAGGGCCCUCAGAGAGAUCUGCAGGUGGCGCAGACAAUCGACAGAACUCUGCAGAAUGUGGAAUGAGCCUUAUUGAUGGUGGAAACCUUACAAACCAUCAACAAACUCACACGGGGGAAAAACCAUUUCAAUGUAAUGAGUGUGGAAAGAGUUAUAGUAGUAAUGCCACUCUUAAACAACAUCAGCGAAUUCAUACAGGGGAAAAACAAUAUGAAUGUGUGGAGUGUGGGAAGUGCUUCAAUGCGAGUGGAAAGCUUACAAGACAUCAACGGACUCACACAGGAGAGAAACCAUUUAAAUGUAUGGAGUGUGGAAAGAGCUUCAGUGAAAGUUGGUCCCUUCAUAUGCAUCAUCGAAGUCACACAGGGGAGAAACCAUUUAAAUGUAUGGAGUGUGGAAAGAGUUUCAGUUAUAGUUCAAGCCUUGCUUUACAUCAUUACACCCACACAGGGGAGAAACCAUUUGAAUGUAUGGAGUGUAAAAAGAGCUUCAAUGAUAGGGGAACACUUAGAAAACAUCAACUAAUUCACACAGGGGAAAAGCCAUUCAUAUGUAAGGAGUGUGGAAAGAGCUUCCGUUAUAUUAGUUCACUUCGUGUACAUCAACGGACUCACACAGGGGAGAAACCAUUUGAAUGUCUAGAGUGUGGAAAGUGGUUCAGACGAAAGACACACCUCACUUCACAUCGACGAACACACACAGGGGAGAAACUAUUUAAAUGUUUGGAAUGUGGAAAGACUUCCGCUGAUAGUCGAACACAUGCAGAACAUCAACGAACUCACACAGGAGAGAAACCACUUACAUGCAUGGAGUGUGGAAAGAGCUUUGGUCAGAGUUCCAACCUUCGUACACAUCAGCAAACUCACACAGGAGUUAAACCAUUUAAAUGUAUGGAGUGUGGAAAGAGCUUUGGUAAGAGUUCCAGCCUUCGUACACAUCAGCGAACUCACACAGGAGUUAAACCAUUUAAAUGUAUGGAGUGCGGAAAGAGUUUCCGUCAGAUUGCACACCUUAACAUACAUAAACAUACUCACACAGGGGUGAAAGACUUUAAAUGCUUGGAGUGUGGAAAGAGCUUCAGUCGACGACAUAGACUUAGUGAACACCAGAGAACUCACACAGGGGAGAAACCAUUUAAAUGUAUGCAAUGUGGAAAGAGCUUCAGUCACAGUGGAGCCCUUAGAACACACCAGCAAACUCACACAGGGGUGAAACACUUUAAAUGCUUGGAGUGUGGAAAGAGCUACAGUCGACGUGAUAAACUUCGUAAACAUCAGAGAACUCACACAGGGGAGAAACGUAUGGAGUGUGGAAAGAGUUUCCAUCAGAGUGCACAGCUUACUUUACAUAAACAUACUCACACAGGGGAGAAACCCUUUAAAUGUAUGGAGUGUGGAAAGAGCUUCAAUUGGAAGAAUCAGCUUAAUUCUCAUCAACGAACUCACACAGGGGAGAAACCCUUUAAAUGUAUGGAGUGUGGAAAGAGGUUCAGUGAAAGUUGCUUCCUUAAUAUUCAUCAUCGAACCCACACAGGGGAGAAACCAUUUAAAUGUAUGGAGUGUGGAAAGAGUUUCCGUCAGAGUACACACCUUACUUUACAUAAACGUACUCAUACACAAGAGAGAAAUUGGCGGGAGAAUAUAUUUACGGCGAUCUCGGAAGCCGCCUUGGUGUACAGAGCGAAGAUGGAGGAGCGAACCGCAGCUGGCCCUGACGCUGUUGAGGUUGGGAGCCGUGGGACGUACGGGGAAAAGUCUGUCCCAGAGAUCCCGGGGGUGGACGAUGCCAGCUCUGAUGACCAACGCCAGCGCUUCAGAGGGUUACUCUACCAGGAGGCCAAGGGACCCCGAGAGGUUUGCAGCCGACUCCACAGUCUCUGCCGCCAGUGGCUGAAGCCGGAAAGGCUCACCAAGGGCCAGAUGCUGGACCUGGUGAUCCUGGAGCAGUUCCUGGCUGUCCUCCCCCCGGAGAUGGAGAACUGGGUCAGGGAGUGCGGAGCGGAGACCAGCUCCCAGGCGGUGGCCCUGGCAGAAGGUUUCCUCCUGAGCCAGGUUGAGGGGAAGAAGCAGGGAGAGGAGAAACAGGUGCUGCGGUCCCUCCCGCAAGCGGUCGCUGAUUCCCUCGAGUCAGAAAAGGACGUUCCUAAUGCCUGCAAGAACUCACUCUGCGUGGGAAUUGCGCCAGAGAUUCGGACUCAAGAUGCGUCGCUGGCAGGCAAUGGCGUGUUGUCCUUGACCCUCUCCGAAUCAUCCCUCACUUGUGACAGAGCAACAGCAACAGCUUCUGCACAGUCAACUCGGGGUCCCAUGGCCUUUGAGGAAGUGGCUGUGUGUUUUACCGAGGAGGAGUGGGCUCUGCUGGAUCCGGGCCAAAGGGCUCUGCACGGGGAGGUGCAACUGGAGAAUUACUGGAACGUGGCCUCUCUGGAAGGUGAUGAGUGGGAGCAUAAGACUGAUGAAGGGACAUACGGAGAGUCGUCGGAAAGGAACAAGAAUCUAGAAAUGGAAGAGGAGAUUGGAGAUCAAGUUGAGCCAGAAAAGCAGGAAGGAAAUCAAACGGAGAUGUGGAUGAACGGAUCUGUUACGUGGCAGGGUGACAAUUUCCCCGAAAUCUUAGUUCAGCAGGGAAAACAGAAAGGGCAAAGAAAAAAUGUCUGCCCAGUAUGUGGGAAAAGCUUCAAUCGCAAGUCAGACCUUAACGUUCAUUGGAGAAUCCACACAGGAGAGAAGCCAUACAAAUGCUUGGAGUGUGGAAAGAGUUUCCGGCAGCUAGCAAGCUUCUCGUCACAUCAAAGAAUUCAUACGGGAGAAAGACCGUAUAAGUGUUCCGAGUGUGGAAAGGGAUUUUACGACAAAUCGAGUUUGGUAAUCCACCAAAGAAUCCACACGGGGGAGAAACCAUAUCAGUGCUUGGUAUGUGGAAAAGGCUUCCAUCAAAGCUUCGGCCUGACUUCCCACCAAAGAAUCCACACCGGGGAGAAACCGUACGUUUGCUCGGAAUGCGGGAAGAGCUUCUACGAUAAGCCACACCUUACUAGACACCAAAGAAUCCACACGGGGGAGAAACCAUAUACUUGCACGGAAUGUGGAAAGAGCUUCAGCCAAAUCACAAGCUUCACUUCCCACCAGAGAAUCCACACCGGGGAGAGACCCUUCAUGUGCUCUCACUGCGGAAAGAGCUUUUACGACAAGUCCAACCUUCUCACACACCAAAGAAUCCACACUGGAGAGAGACGAUACGAGUGUCAGGAGUGCGGGAAGACCUUCAGUCAGAAAAAGAGCCUCACCUCCCAUCAAAGCAUACACACAGGAGAGAAACCGUAUCAGUGCCCGGAGUGUGGGAAGUAUUUCAGGCAGCAAACGGACCUUACUUCACACCAGAGAAUCCACACUGGGGUGAGACCUUUCCAGUGUCUGGAAUGCGGGAAGAGGUUUUACAGGAAAGCGGAUCUAAACAGACACCAAAAAGUUCACGCUGGGGCUGGGAGACCCAUCAUUGCUUGGAGUGUUGAAAUGGCUUCAGAUGGCGUAUCCAUCUUAUGCCCUCUAGGGGAAUUCACAGAGGAAAGCCAGUGUAUGGCUUCUGAGAUUAAGCAAGAACCCUGUUGCUAGCACAGCCCUUAUUAGCCAUCAGAGAACCCACACAGGGAAUUCAACUCCUCUGCCCCAAAUGAAUGCUUGGGAGUGUUGGGGAGCGUAAAAGAAGCUUUCGGAGAAUUGAAAAGCUUGCUGACUUGUUUUGUGACAUUUCAGUUGUCCCAAAGAAAGGUUUUGCCUUACUGUGGACUUCUCAUUUUGUACUUCCAUUUUUUGCACUUAAGAUUUCUGUAAAAAAAAAAAAAAGUUUUCAUACUAUUCUGAACAAAUGAAUGAAAGCUUCAAGACUUGCAGAUGCAAGAGUUAACCAUGAUACAGAUCGUGAAACUGGUUUUGGACCAUGGUUUCUGUUGGACCAUAUGAGCUUUGCUUGGAGAUCAAGGUCAUCUACAUAGGCCCUCUUGUCAAUUCCAAACCUACGCCUGGGAAGGGGCCUUCCUCUGUCGCCACACCCUACCCAUGGAGAUUUCACAGAACUGUAGAGUUUGACGGGACAGCGGGGACCACCUAGUCCAACCCCCUGCCAUGCAGGAAUGUUUUUGCCCAACCUGGGACUUGAACCCUUGACCCUUAAAUUAAGAGUCUCAUGCUGUACCAACUGAGCUAUCCGAGGUGAUUUGUCCCUCCUCUCUGAUUCACAGCCUUUCAUUGCAGUGUUAAGACCAGCCUUAUGUUUAAGCACUAGCCUGACAGCAUUAGGAGACAAGGAAUUGUGGGCAGGCAAGUGAGGGGGGCAGUAUUCUGUACCCUCUCUGAGUUCAGCACAAAGUGCAAGUGGGUUAGAGGAGGGAUGGGGUUUUCCGGCACUAUUUCCAGCCCACCAUGAGGGUAAGGAAAUAAUAGUGGCAGGCCAGUAAUUUUUGUGAACUUAUUUAUAAGGCCGGUUUAUUUUAGGGACGUCUUCAGCGUUUGGAGGUUGGAUUUGAUUGAUUGAUUUGCCAUAAUUGAUAUAUAAUCUUUGUGGGAUAUUUUCAAUGUUACUUCCUUCUUUUUCUUUUAGAUAUUGCAUGGCCAUGAUUGCAUAAGUAACAUACAUAUUUGGUUUACGCACCUUGUAUUUUCACAUCUUCACUGCAGCAUUUUUUUAAUCUCUCUGAUUAGGAUGGGGUGGGAGAGGAGGCAGAAUGGAAAGCUGUUUGUGAAGUUUGUUUUUGUACCUUUCUGCUUUCUGUUUGGUGCUGUCUUCUCCCUUUUUUGUGUAAUCAAUUUAUAUUGAAAGUUUUCAACAUCAAAUGCAAUAAGAGCAUAAUAAUAAUAAUAAUAAUAAUAAUAAUAAUAAUAAUAAUAAUUUAUUAUUUAUACGCCGCCCAUCUGGCUGGGUUUCCGCAGCCACUCUGGGCGGCUCCCAACAGAAUCUUAAAAACAUGAUAAAAGAUCAGUAAAAGCUUUCCUAAUCAGGGCUGCCUUCAGAUGUCU